This is a messenger RNA of Porites lobata, 36480 nucleotides long. NCBI's taxonomy places the organism in Eukaryota, Metazoa, Cnidaria, Anthozoa, Scleractinia, Poritidae. The record is from the annotation of a GenBank genome assembly.
AGUGAUGAGGAGAUAAGGAGUUUAGUCUUUCUCGCCUGUACGGUAAGUAAGGCUCAUCUUUUAUUUGUUCGACUCAAUGUAUUUUAUAUGUAUAUAUAUAUAUAUAUUUUUUCAGUAUCAUCAUUAAAUGCGUUCAUCCGACAAUCUUCUUAUCCAUAUUUUCAGGGUGAAAUUACCUUAGAACAGCUGAAGAAGAGAGGAGAUGCUAAGCUUCGUGGCAAGGAAUAUCAGAAAGGAUUUGCUAUUUAUUCCAUAGCUCUCAAUUGCCCCAUUAUGGGCUCCACAGAUGUCACAAUCAUCGCUGAACAACUCUAUCGCAAGAGAGCAGAAUGUUUGUUUAAAAUGGUAAAUCAUUCUUAAACAAAAUCGAAUGAAACCGAAUGAUUGAUGGUGCUCAUUUUCUUUCUUCCACAGGGCAAAUAUUUCGAGGCUAUUAAAGACUGUGAACAAGGUAGUGUACGCUCAGAGAAGAUUAUGGUACAUUGAUAAAAUACGACUUGAUAUUACUCAAGUCCGUGUGAAACACUCAUUCUAUUUUUUGCGCUUUUUGCUAUUGAUGCCUUGAAUAUACAAUUAACAACGAAUUCACAAAUAAAUGUCCUUCUGAAUGCUAAGGGGAUGUCUUUCUUGCUCUUGAAAAGCUGUCCUAAAAAAACAGACAUGCCCAAGGCUGUAUAGUGGUAAUCACAUCGCUGUAAUCAGGAAAAUUUAACAUUUAAAGCAAAACCUUGAUGCAGUCGUCUAUUUUUUUUCCAAUGGUUCCGUGAUGCCUAAGUUACCUAAUUUAUUAACAGCUUAUUUAACUGUUUUCAACAUAAUUAAGAAUAUUUAUUUUUUAACAGUACUUGAUCCCCUGCUCUAGGUUUUCUUAACUAUUAAAUUCCCUUUUGUGUCAAGUUUGACACAUAUCGGUUUUUCUAAUUACUUUCAUUUCAGUCUGUUGACUAUGUUAGGUUAUUUAUUAAUAAGUAAUACCACCUAUUUUUAUUUGGUUCAAAUUACCUCUUCACGGAUAACGGUUUAGCAAAGUUAACCUCCCUUUUUUGUACUAGCCAUUGAAAUUGCAGACGAAACCAAUAGUAGCAGCCUAUUGAGCAAGUCUCUUUUCAUCAAGACGACCGCAAUACAAAAUCUUGGUGAUUAUGUGAAUGCCCUGCCCUUUGCUGUGUGGUGCAAACAUUUAAGACCAGAGGUAAUUCAGUAGACAAGUACAUGUAACAAUGUUUUAGCUGUGUGGUAAUAGUCUCCUAAAUUUAGUUUAGUCUUUAGAGAAAAAAAAGGGAUCAACGGCCCCAUCCCUAGUUCUUAGUCUGUCAGAACAUUUAUGCAUGAACUGGACGUUUUCAAAUACCUGGUUUAAUGUCGUAGUUGAACGUGCAAAUCUAAUUGUGAUAUCAUGUUGAUUUAGAAAUCUUAUACAAGACUUUGCUAUGCCCUUAUAAGUUACAGAGGCUUGCGAAAACAUUAAACUGACCCAAGAAGAGUCUUUAAAUCAGAAAGAAGAGUAACUGAUGAUAUCUAAAUCAAAUUUUCAGUUAGUAACAAUGUAACGUACUAACUGAAAGUGAAGAAUGAUCAUCGCAGUAAAUUUUCCAAUUUAAGCAAUUGGAAAGAAGAAGCCUGAAAAAUAUCAGGGCUUCAACGGGAUUCGAACCCGUGACCUCCGCGUUACCGGUGCGUUGCUCUACCAACUGAGCUAUGAAGCCACACAUUGGGAGCGAGGUCAAUUUGUGGAGUUCAUAUCUCCCGUGAGGAGUGAAAUGAUGUGAAGUAUAUAUGAAAUAAUUCAUUUUUGAACUGCGGUUGUACAUGAAAGUUCUUUCCAAUUGCUUAAAUUGGAAAAUUUACUGCGAUGAUCAUUCUUCACUUUCAUCUACAACCGCAGUUCAAAAAUGAAUUAUUUCAUAUAUACUUCACAUCAUUUCACUCCUCACGGGAGAUAUGAACUCAAUAAAUUGACCUCGCUUCCAAUGUGUGGCUUCAUAGCUCAGUUGGUAGAGCAACGCACCGGUAACGCGGAGGUCACGGGUUCGAAUCCCGUUGAAGCCUGAUUUUUUUCAGGCUUCUUCUUUCCAAUUGCUUAAAUUGGAAAAUUUAGUGCGAUGAUCAUUCUUCACUUUCAUCUGCAACCGCAGUUCAAAAAUGAAUUAUUUCAUAUAUACUUCACAAUGUACUAACUGUGAAUGAUGCACCUGUUCCUAGUGUGAGAAGAUCAAGGCAACCUUAUGUACUAUAAAGGACAAGCUGAGCGAAAUGUUUCAGGUAACUUCUUAGAGUAUGUAUUAGUUAAGGCCUGCAAUUUAGUUUUUGAUAGGGAAUGCCUCCCUGAUGGCCAAAUUACAUCAAUUUUUCUAUUCCCGAUUUAUAAUUCCUGUUGACGACAGUAGUUUAUUUCGGUUCUGAGGUUUGACACUCCAGAUAAAGCAUAGCUUCGUAGCCAGGAUUUUAAUCUAAGGAAGUUUGGUAAAAGCUAUCGCCUACACCCACUGACACCUCAACAUUUUCAAACCUAUUAAUGAGAUUGAAGUUCACAAUGAAUUUGUCUUGUUGCAAAAUAGGUUAGCACAUUUUAAGUAUAUUCCUUACACCUGUUUAAACCUGUUAUAAAAUAGCUUUAAAAAAGUGCAAAGAUGCUGUAACUCUCUAAUGAAACAGUGUGUGCGAGUAAUGAAUAAGGAGAUAUGGUGUUUUAACAGGAUGAUUUCAUCGUCCAUACAGUACUGGUUACAAUGCUUACAUUUUCAAACGAAAUGGAGAUGUCACGUCAGAAUCCCGAAGUAGCUGUGGAGUGUUACAGUGAGACACUAGAGAUUCUAUACUUCAAGUUCCUCCCUGAAGUUCUUCUUGGAAGGGCAAGGUGUUUAUUAAAACUGGUAAGGAAAAGAUGCUCAAAGGAUCCCAGUUGUAUUCAUAAAUAAAGAUUUCAGGGAUCUCUCCUGGUAGUGCUAGUUAGCCUGCUUCUCCGCGCUACAUUUUCUGCCCGUAUAAGCCACUAUAAUUUUCUCUUCAAAAAUACUUGACAAGCGAGGGAAGUCUCGGACAUCGUGGUUCAUCCUUGCGUACAGCACAGUAGCCUCUAUUUUAUGACUUCUUAACUUCUUUAAUGCCUUGGGCAAAAAAGUUAGGAUCGAGGGUAUGCCAAGGUUUAGCACAGGUGACUCUUUGUUGUUGUUGUUGUUGUUGUUGUUGUUGUUUUUCUAUGCGAUCUUUUCCCGAGGUUAAUUAUAGACAGUGUUGCAUGAAUUUGCUGUUCGACAACUCAGCAGCCGAUAAGGAGGUCCUCUCGGAAGGGAUUCUUCAAUCCCGUUUUCUGGGGAACAACCUUUUUAAAGGGGCACCUUCAACCAGUGUGCACUGCGGUCGUGCACUUCACCGAAAUCAUUUGCUGAAUGUAGAAAUUACGAACGUUCUGAUUGUGUUUGAAAAUCGGAUUGUAUCUUCACAACCUAAGGCAAUAGCAGGCUGUGAUACCCUUCUUAAAAGAAACUGAUGCAAUCCUGUUAUCAAAUGAAAUGAUUUCGGUGAAGUGCACGACCGCAAUACACACUGGUUGAACGUGAGCCUUUAACAAGCUUCUUGCAUAGGUGUUGACUGUGUAACUUUUUGUGAUCGGCCUCAAAUUAAUUUUUUUUAGCGGCGAAUAUAUACCUCUUGUUACUGGAAACCACAUUUCCUUAGCCUCGUAUCACAAAGUCGCAACAUUUCGGCGCAACCCAUUCAUGAUGACAAUACAGAAUCUUAUUCCCUUUUCUACUAAAAUCCAAUACUAAGCAAAUAUUAAAACGACUCCUACAAAAAAUCACUUACCAGUGCCCCACACACAAGUGUGGUAAUCGCUCCACUUCAUCAGAUCUCACGGCCAUCUAGAGAGAUCUAGUCUCAUCAAUGCUAAUUUCUUGUAAUUUUCAGGGAAGACACACAGAUGCAAAGAACGAUUGUGCAAGAGGUGUGGUUACUAUCGGUUCUCUUUCAAAUAACACUUAAUUCAAACCAGCUUUUGCAGGUUUUCUUUAAAACUACAGCUUAAUCAAGUUUCCAUGAUGCCUUUUUUAAAUAUGAAACAUUGUUUAUUUUUAGUACUUUGGUUUGAAAGCAAUAACGAAAAGGCUUUACAAAUGAUGAAGCAAAUUACAGAAAAUAUGAAGAAAACCAAAGAGGAAGAAACAGCUAAAGACAAGGUACAUUCGUUGUCAUUUUUCACUUUUCUUACCAAAGCUUUAACCCAUCAAUGGUGACUCGAACUUUGAGUUUAUAACUAUUUUGUUUGCUCGCUAAUUAACAGAAACAUUAGACCAUGUUUAUGGGCAAAGGGAAAUACAUUAAAACGCCUUAUAAUUGAUUGGAUUAGCUCCCUAAUAUCGCUUGAGAGGAGGCCACGAGUUCAUAAAAUUUUUAUAAGAUUUUUGAGUACCGUUUGCAUGUUAGUUAGAAAAUUUAAUUAUUAGAUAUACUAUCAGUAUUAAAUAUUCAAGAAAAAUCUCCUAAAGGUGGAAAGCAGCGAGGUGCAUUUAGCUUACCGAAAAGAGUUGAGAUAUCUUUAAUAAACUAAAUUAAAUUAUCCCUAAUAUUUAAGCAAUAGAAAAGGUUUUCCAUGUUUGCAUAGCCUUAUAUAGACACGAGAGUGGUUGGGAGAAUUCGAGACAGUUAUGCAAACCCGAGACGAAGUCGAGGGUUUGCAUAACAGUCAAGAAUUCUGCCAACCCCUCGAGUGUUUAUAUCAGGCUAUGCAAACACCGGGAAAAGUUUUCUAUUGCUUUUAUAAAAUAACUUUCCUGUGAAAAAGCGCAAAGGGAUUAAAAGGGAAAUUCUUACCAGUCGCAAAGUCUUGUACACGAAGUCUUGCACGCGUAAUCAGUUCUUGUUUUGCAAAAAGAUGCCUCCCAGAAUACGGAUUUUUCUCGCUUAAAAUGUCAGCUUAAGCGAAAAAAAGUAGACACAGCUUGUUCGUAAAGAUUUUCAGCCGACGAAGGAAUGGAGAAAUAAAGUAAACUUGUCGAGUUUUGAUCACUAAAACGUUUUAAAAUUCGUGUUUGCGUGAUUAGCGCGCGAAAAGCAAAACAUCUCACGUUACAAUUACCAUGUUUACAGACUCUCAUGCAAACACUCCUCUCACCCAAUAAGAGUGCGCGUACUAUCUUAGUUAUUUUAUAAAAGACUUUAUUAUAUGGCUGAGUCUGCUUUCGCCAUGCGAUUGGUCAAUUUGCGGUCCGUAACUUGCUGUACGGACCAAAAUUUCAAAGAAAAUGCUCAUUUGGGAGCUCUAAAUCUCUUUACCUCGGAAAAAAGGUUGAAAUUAAGUUACAUGACGUCUAUCAACCUUGAGGACUUAGACUUUGACUUUGUCCUUCAACAUUUUAAACUGUGUUUAUUUGUGAACGAAGGCGAUGAAGAAACUAACUCGUAAUCUCAUCGAAGAGGAUUCUAGUCAGUGUUUGAAAAUUUCAUCGCAGUACACAGUUAAGAAGACGAAAAUUAAAUCGACUGGCAGAGAUUCGAGACGUUUUGCCUAAGAGAAAAUGAGUAAUUCCUUCGACAAAUAUGAUAACAAACAUGCCUGCACCCGAUCAUCUUGACGAGCUUCUUUGUCAUUUGCAGUGUUUUUCCAAAGACCAACGAAAGAAAGAUAGAAGCGACUCCGAGCCAGACACAAUGUCCAGUUUUCAAAAGACUGCAACGUCACAUUGGCGAGUGAAUACUUACAGUGCUCUUAGUUUUGACCGAAAAUACUUAAAAAUAUGUCUUUAAACCCUGAGGACUGGGAUGUUGACUUUGCCUUUCCAGAUUUUAAGCUAGCUUUGUUUGAAUGAGAACGAAGCUGAUGUAGAAACUGAAUCGUAACCUUUCCGUGGAAGAAAAUAUGGUCCGUGUUUGAAAAUUUUAACACGGAUCACGCUUGAAGAAGAGAAUGAACUGGCAGAAAUUCGAGGGGUUUUCCCAAAAAAAUUAACGAGCGAAUCCUUCGACAAUGACAACAAACUUACCUUGAAAAGCUUCUUUGCCUUUUGCAGUGUUUUUUUUUAACAAGGGCCAACGUAUAAGAUGGAAACGACUUCGAGAAAGACACAGUGCCAACAAAGGAGACUUUUGUCUGAUUGGCUGUCAGAUUUUGUAGUGUUCAGUCUCCUAAUCACGCGCAAGAGAGUAAACAAAGAUGGCUGCCAAAGCCAAAGUUCUCCUUCGUUCCAUCGUUCCGAAUCGUUCGUUCAAGAUGGCAUGGAAAGGUUUACAAAGUGUGAUGUCUUUCUCUCAGCCUAUAGUACUUAUAGGGGGCGUUGACAACUUUUUUUUAUAUGCGUAUAUUGCUGAGUGCGUUGCAAAAAGAACUCAUCUGAAGCAAAGUACAUCGGUUGGGAUGGGAAAUUUUUAAUUUACAAAUGCUACAAUAGAGUCUUUUUCGGAGGAGGAAACGUAUUUUCAACUUCACUGAAACGUCCUGCCGACCCGGGGGAAACGGAGAAAGGUAAGCUUAUUGUUUAAGUGGUAUGUUUUAUCACUCAAACUGUGUACAACGUCUUGAUCUUCAGUUAUUUAAAUGUUCUUGAGUUUUAUAUAAGCUUAGGCCUAGUUUUUCUGUUUCUUGCCAGGUUGUGAAUUUCUGAUUCUACUGUCUCUUAAUGACGAAGUGAUGCAUGUAGCGACUCAGAGACCUCCUUAUGUUUUUAAUUUUUUUCAAAACAUUUCUCACCACGACACCUUCUAUUAAAAUAAGUUACCUGUUUGCUACAAAACUAGGGAAGAACUGGAGUCGGUAAACGUCUGGGUGCUUUCCUAACGGAUGCGGUUCACUGUAAUAAAUUUAUAAUAAAUGCUAAAGGAGGGACCCACCAUAUACAUGUACUUGACUUAAUCACUUUUUUGCUGGUUAUUUAAUACAUGUAAAUGUAGUCCAUAGUAUAAGCAAACACUACAUCUGCAUCAUGAAUAUGUGCUGUUUCUCAUAGUCCUGGGAGCAGCUACUCAACAACAUUUUACAACGGGUGGUUUCGCCCCAAGUUGCCUACAUUUCCCUGCACCCUUUGAGGAUGUGCAAACACAUAGACCAAUCCCAAGGUCCAAUGUCUUAUCCUUUAUUGCUGACAGGAAUGGUGCUCCUUUUCUCUCUUUCCCCCUCCCCAUGUUCAAACUAUUUCUUAAAAAAAAAACUAGCCACUUGAUGAAUAAAAGGAUAUACCCUUCCCAAACACCAAACCCGUAAGGACAGACCAGUAGUAGAAAUCAGAAAUCAGAGUGGGCAGUGAUGUUGUCUAUCUAGCUUUAGCUAUGAUAGUAUCCACUUCAUUGUACAUACACUGUAUAUACUGCACCUACUACUAACUAGUGCUCCACAUUGUGCAAUGAAGCUGGUGCUGCAUGCUUCUCACUCCCAGGGUUAGCUUGCAGAUUAUUUACAUUUUUGCUGAUCACUUGAGACUCUUGCAGCAGACUAAGCUGGGAAAGGGAUACUGUUGUUUACUGUUGGGUGGUUGUAACAUACGAGUGGGCCUAUCACUAGAGAGCCUUAUUUGCCAGGGUACUUAGAACUGGAAUACAUUAAUUCUUCUUAUUUGCAAAUAGAUGGAUGGAAAAUUAGGGGAGCGCAUAACCAGGGUUUUAAAGUAAUCCAUUUUCAAUUUUUUUCUUUGAUCCACCUGAACAGUAGUUAAAAGAAUAUGAAUGGACUGGCCAGAAUUACUUUAGGGAAUGGACCAGUCUGAAUGACACUAAGUUGUAAUAAUUAAAUACUUUAAAAGUCAAGGAGAAUGGACUUUGAAGUAAACAAAACCAGAUUUGUUUUCACUUAAUUAAAUAACAAUAGAUAUCAUAGCUAAACAUUUCACUAGUCUUUCAACUUUUGCACAUUUACAUUUAAUUUGUGACAUAAGUUUCCUGUUAAUUCAAUAUUUAAGAGGAGACUUUCUGUUUCAAUGCCUUUUAAUUUCAUUUCCUCUCAAGCAAGUAUAAGGUUACAUGGGCCAGUAUGUCAUCCACUUUGACCUUAUUGGAGAGCUUUUGUGUACUCCAGUUUGACCAUUAUUUUUGUUUUCGCAAACACCUGAAAUAGGUGUGUAAAUUGUAUAUUUCAAAACAGCUGCAUCUGCAAGACAACAAAACGACAUUUUUAUCACUAUUACAUUUUCUACACCACAUACGACAAGUUUUCUCAGAGUCUUAGAUUUUCGAAAUGGUUCGAAGAAAAUAGAUGUCACGCCAUCGCUUACGAAUGAGCAAUUUUGAUCGUAAGAGAUCCCGCUUCAACCUCAAUUUUGAGCAACAAGAACACCCCAAACAAUACCAUUUUUUUAUGCCAAGUUGUAGCAGAGUAAAUGUAGUUUCACCUGUGAAAGCCGAUUCACAUAUCACAACUUAGUUUUUCGGAUACUUAGGGGGAACCCCGGGCUGUUCAAUGUAGAUCCGCCUCUGAAAACGCCUUUCGAGUAAGCAUUGUUUACUAAAAUGCUGAAAUAUUUGGUUACAUACGCCCCAAGAAAACCAAACGUGGCUGAAAUAAUCUUCCUGUCACCUUUUAUCAAAUAUACAUUUCACUUUAACAGUACACCGCAAUUCCGCUCAUUUGUAACUCUUCAAAACUCGAUGCCCUACAAGCAGAAUUUCUUAAAUUGGUUUUCAACCGCACGACCUUCACCCCACUUUUUGUAUAUAACGGAACACCCCAAAUUAGGUACCAAAUUUUGACAGCAGAUAGUGUAUACAUGAAAGAGUUACUCAUUGAUUGAAAUUUCCAUAUCAAAAACGAACACAAAAGUCUCAAGGAUUGGAGCCCAAAUUUUAAUUUUCACGUAGAACAAAACUUAACUUAAUAAAUUCCAGCCUACGACUUGCUAUUAAAUAACACGGAUUAACGCCAAACGACAGCUGUGUCCAGAAUUUGAGACAAUAACUUUAUUACAAUGCUGGACCCGAAUUCAAAGAAGAAAUGAUGAAAACUGAGCUCUUAAGAACUUGUUGUUUAUCGGCACUUUGAUUUUGAAAUGCAAAUAGCGUGGCUUUUUCGCCAGCGCAUGACAAGACGAUAAAAAUCUAAAAUACAAGCGCUAGGAACCACAUAAUGAAUUGUACUUACCACAAUAGACCUUCCCCUUUUUGUUAGGGUCGAUUAAGACCUGAGGAACCGCCUUGGGCCACAUAAAAAUGACUCCACGAUUGCUCGCCGAAGCAUUGUUGUGGUGAGAUCGCCAUCUUUGUUGAUGUUAUGUGUCUACAAGUAGAGCUUUAUCGACCGAAAAAAUACCGUAAAGAACGUGAAACAUGCUUUUCUGUCUUCACGUUGAGUUUGUUUUUAUGUUAAUGUCCUUUAACUGGCUUACCGACGACCUGUUGAAGGAUAAUCCUCCUUCGAAGUUCGGGUGAUCAAUUUUUGCCGCUCAAAUUUGUUUGUUCUGUGAAAAGUAAGAAAACCCGAGAAACCUGGGAAUAGUUCGAGCAUGCGCAGACAAAAGUCACCUUUGUUCACAGUGCCCGGUUUCCAAAAUACUCCAGCGUUACAUUAAAGAGCUAAAACUUACAGCGCUCUUAGUUUUGACAAAUAAACCAUUUUCAACAUGGCGAAUUUGUGUUCACUUUCUCGGAAACCCUUUGUUGUGUGCUAUUGUUUUCGUGAGCCAGUAGAAACUUUCUUUCUCGACGCCUGUCAAAUGAUUGUCAAAUCGCGCGUCCUGCACUUGUUUCUGGUCCCCCAAACUGAAAGAAGCCAUAUAAUAAACAUCGCAUUAGCCUCGUUUUUUCGGUCCGUACUGGAAAUUACGGAUCCUCGUUUUUUUCCAUCGAUUUAUGGCCCGCGCGCUUCGCACUUGGGCCAUAAAUCGAUGGAAAAAAACUCGGUCCGUAAUUUACAGUACGGACCGAAAACUCGACUAAUAAGAGGCAUUUACGUUAUUUGCGAACUACGAAUGACAAUAUUAUAUGCAAGUAUGCUUCAAAAGAAUGUACAUAAUCCGAACAAACUUAAAGACAGAGUGGAUGCUGCUGGUUCACAUUCCAUGUUACUUUUCUUUAAAUCAGUAUUUUUAAAUUUCACAACCUAUCAUACAGGUGUAUAACGACAGAUUUGUAUUUUUAGUCGCUUUUGUUUUUCUUUUUUUUAAAGGCCGAGCCUCAAGAGGAAUUCCCGAAAGAAAAGAAAUCUGAUUCUCACACUGAUAGCAUUUGGAGUCGUCGUUCUGUUGAACCAUUUCGGCUUUCUCGUGAUGACCAGGUUUGUCAGUUCAGUAUUUUGUCCACUAAGAUGUUCAUACCAUACCGUUAGAAAGCAUUGCAUGACUCAACGUUUAUCCCGUGCCAUUCAUCAUGACUUUACUGCACUCUUUAAAAUCACGCGAACUCUGAAGUUCAAAAGCCGCCUUCACACUUCAUUACGUUUUUCGCUGCCAUUAUUCAUAAUUAAGAUCACAAACAACGAUCCUUGAAACACAGAUACGCCCAAAAACGGAUCGAAAUCCACUUAUCACAAAUUGGACGGCAGCGAAAAUCUCAAACGGCAGUUGGCUUUUAAACUUCAGAAUUCCCGUGCUUAUGAAAAGCGCAGUAAAGAAACUCGUGCGUCACAGAUAAACCCGAAGAAAGUCACCUUAAUGUAAUGCACCUAUCAAUGUAAAUCCCGUGGGGGGUGCGGGCAAAAGGCGGGGAUUUGAUGCCUGAGACUAUCCCCCUGUCGGGAUUUUGAUCGUGCGGAGCAACCCCGGAGUCGGGACAUUUGACUUUGACCGAUAGAAGCCUGGUAUUAAUUCAGAAGCGGUAAGCAAGUCCGUCCCUCGAGGCUUUCUGAAAGUCACGCUGUUGGAGAAAGUCAUGAAGUUUUCAUUUGUUUUAAUCGCCAUAAUCCGAUACUUUACAUGUACACUGUCAUCUAAACAGAUAAUGUCUAUUUUGAGAAAGUUUUUAUCUUCAAGUUCCCAUCUGAUUGUAAACCUCAACUGAAAUCGAAUUCUACCAUGAAAAUCAGAGGAUUUUUUACAGGUCACUGAUCCGACCUGUUCCGACAUGUUGACCCGAUGUUAUAAAGCAUUUUACGUUUCAUUAAUAUAAUAGCACGGUCAAUCUUCCUGGAGUGAUUAUGUUUUUCAAAAUAAGAGAUACUAGUAGAGAGAGAAAAUACUUAAUUACAGCGAGUAAUUUAACGGAGCUUACGUUAACCUUAAAUAAAAGUAGUAAGAACGUACUUUUGAAAUGUUCUUUCAUUUGUUUUAUAUAGUAUUAUAGUAUUGUUUGUUUAGAUUUUUCCCCUGGGGUGGGCGCUUUUUUGACACUUUUGAUUGACCUUUCAUUUCCCACCCUGGGGAAUUUGAUCAAAAAAUUGUACAAUUGGUCAAAUCCCCACCUCUUGCCCGCACUCCCCCCGCCCCCCAAGGGAUUUACAUUGAUAGGUGCAUAAUCUGUACACAACCAUUAGUAACUAAGGCCAUCCGAAUAAAAUGUUUCGUUUCUCAUCGCCCGACCGACCCAUUUUUUUCGAAAAGUCAAAGCAAAAAAUUUCCAGAUUCACUAGUCAAAGAUGCAAGUACUUUAAUUUACAAGCACACGAUCUUGUUUUAACAACAAUUGGUAUGAUGUGAUGUCCUUGCCUUCAAUUAACAUCGAUACUACGUUUUUAAAGGCUGUUUAGACAUUUGAUAGUCGUGUUAAUAUACAUCUUUUACCAUCUGAUUAUAUAUCUUGCAGACUGAACGUGAGUUUUAAUAUGCAAAAUAAACUGGAGGAAAAAGUUUUCAUUCUUUUUUUUUUUGUUUUUUUUUUUUGCCCGACUUACCGACCCACCAUGACAACAGACGGGGCGAUGGGAAACGAAAAAUUUUAUUGACAUGGCCUAAUGAUCGACAGCUUUUCAAUGAGCAAAGUUUCUUUUCACAAUAUCAAAAAACACAUCCAAGCCUCUAUUAGCCAUGUUAUAUGUGAGCUGAGGUUGUUGGUGUAUACCCGUCAAUGUAUGAAUAUAAUUAAUUUUGUAACUCCUAUAGACAUCACUAAACAUAUUGCUUGAUAAUGCUUGCUUGAAGGGUCAGUAUUCACAUAGAGAAGAGAACGAAGCUUCCGCCAAAGUAGAAGGUAAAACAUUCAAUGUAUUUUUAUCAUUCAACCUGCCUAUCUUUGCCUACUGAGUUCUUAUUUCUGGCAGCACAGAAAAAGGUCCAAUUUUCCUUUUAGGUUUUGAAAAGCAGGCAGAGCUGGAGCAACAGCAAGUGGAGGAUGAAGAAUCUGGUACGAUUCAGUUUAGUUUGAUACCACCGCAAAUUGUUUGAGGUUUUUGCUCUCUGAAACGUACAUUUCAUUGAUAAGGACUGAUUUGGCCCAUUGUAGCUAAGGCGGAAAAGAAGAGGAUGAAAAACAAGCAGAAGAGAAUGAGAAAAAAGGAAAAGAAAAAGGAGCAGCAGAAAAAGCAUACCGGUUUAGGUAAACAAGAGUUGAUCUUCUGGAUACAGUCAACACCCUUUAUGGCGGACAUUGUAGGGACCUCGAAUUAGUGUCCUCAUUAGCCAGAGUCGGUAAUAGCGAGAGUUUAAUUUAGUCAAACUUAUAUAAUUUAUUUUUUCCUGGGAUUUAGCCGCUGUCCGUAUUAUCGGGAUAUCGGUUGUAGCGAGGUGUCCGCGAGACGAGAGUUGACUGUAUUUUGAAGACGGCUAGUCAUUACACACUGAGCAUUUUCUAUGUUUGCCAAAAACACUUUCUUGCAUGUCAUUUACGCUAUGUUCACAAGGCACCGGAAAAAUUUUCGACCGGUUGAAACUUCCUGCUUUUAGCUGCUCCAUUCAAGAGGAAUCACUAAACCUUCUUAACCGUACGAAAAUUUAGACGCCUAUUUAAGCCUCAAAAUUGCCGUGUGAACAGGGCGAAAAAAUUAAUGGGUCCCAUGUGAACGUCUCCGGUGAAAAAUUGGUCCGGUGUCGUGUGAAUGUAACCUUAGAGCAAAAAGGUUUUCAUCUUGGCGUUCCGGAAUACACUUUUGUCAGGACUUUCAAAAAACAACAAAAAAGGUAAAGGCGCACACGAGUCAAAGGCCCAAAGAUAGUGGCGCAGUUCCCAAUCCCUCCCCCUGGACCUGUUGAGUCAGUCAAGUCAAGUAUAUGGCUGAACGUGUUUUCUUUAGGCUCAGUUAUUUUGAUUGAAGUGACUUGCAAUUGUUUGUCAGAUCAACAGACGAUUUCUAAAACAAGCACUGAAGCAGACAAAAAUGAAUCAGAUGGAGUGGAUUCUGUAACUGAAGAACCAAUUGCCACAAGAGUGGAUUCUGUAACUAAAGAAUCCGCUGUUAGCAUAAUGGAUUCUGUAACUGAAGAACCGUCUGUCAUUGAAGAACCAGCUGUUAGCAUACCGUGUUCCGUCAACAAAAAAAUGGGAGGAUCUCUAAAAACUCUUUCGUCUACUUUUAGAAAUUCGGUUCUUUGCGAAGAUCCCUUCGCAAAAGACUUUAUACCGGUACAGAAUUCUCGUCGUCCUCGCAAGCAAGCAGCUAUGGCCCAAGAUAGGCAUGUUCACUGCAGAGUUCAAGAACCGUUCAGCUCCCCGAUAGAAGGCAAAAAGCAAGAAGAAGAUGUCACGUCGCAGGGAAACACAGUACCGCAAAUUCAACAGAUAUACCCAAGUGGAGCUCUCGAAAUUCAAGAGAGUACAAACCAAAGAAAACGUGAAGUACCAGGUCACUCAAGUUUUGACUUGGAAGAAUUCCCACCCUUGGACGGUUCCAACCUCAUGUCGGCCCAUGACCCCAUAAAAGCUCCAAACGCCUCAAUCAAACUUCCGCCUCCAGCUACUAUGCUGAAUUUAAAAAGUGAUGAAAAGCCAGAAAUGCAUUUAAGUCCUGAAAAACGUUCAUCAGCAUCCCUUCACGCCUUAAGCAGUAGUAGUACUACUGCUUCUCACACGACAGGUCUUGAAAAAGACAAAAGCAGACAGCCUUUCCUUCCAGUCAACCUCUCUCAGAGAUCCCAAAGUGACAGUCAAUCACAUGAAAUGAGUAGUCCCACACGGAUCCCUCAGGGAGUGGAAGUUGUAUGUGACCACUUUCUACAGGAUAACCGCACCAAGCCAUCAAGUAUCCAUUUCAAAACCAAGACCUGCAAAGAAUGUAAAGACACUGGCCCGUUGCGGUUCGCUGUCUGGAACGCUACCGACUGCUGUUGGCAACUGAUGCGACCAUAUCCUGCCCUUAAGGUUCCGCUCAGAGCUACUUUGUCCGUUUGCAAGCACUUUGCAACUUUGAGACCAUGUCCUAAGGAUCCUUGCACUUUUCCCCAUGGCGCUGAAGAAUCAGCCAUAUGGGAAAUAGAGAGAGAAGGUGGUAAGUGUGCAAGUUACAGUGUUAGCUGUGUGUAGCGAAGUAAAACUUGCUGUUGCUUACACAUGAAGUACGUUGGACCGCGAUGAAAUUUAAUGAAAGUUUUAACCGCAAAACAAGUGGGCCCAUUCUCCAAUCACUGACUGUUCAUCGAUACCUAGUUUUCAGUUUCACCUGUCUCGCACAGGCAAAGAAGUAUAUGCACAAAUCAAAAGUAUUUUACUCGGAUAAAGUGGAUAGAGAGCGUUAUAAUUUGGUAUUGACAACAGCAUUAUCUCCCAAGGGUAAUAUUAGUUUAUGAACCUCCCCAGGAAACGUUUUUCUAGAUGGCUGUGUAAUAUGAAAUUGUUUUUUGCAAAUUUUUUCUUUGCCUUUUCCUAUUGAAAGCUUUACCAACGCCUCAAGAGGUCCUUGCUUUGGCUGCUGCAAAGGCUCCUGCAUGGGAAUUCCCUACAAAAGACAACGAUGCGCUUCAGACAACGGAUUCGAAUCAGCAACCAAAAGCCUGUUUUGCCAUGUCUUCACUGGAAGAAUUCCCAAGGUUGGGAACUGCUUUGUCAAAGGGUUCUUCUGACGAUGCCACCAGGAAUAUGUCCUCUUCGGUCUGUCCUAAGGGAAGUGACUCAUCUAAAACCACCAUGGCGGCUUCAAACAUGGCUGCCCUUCAGUGGGCACAGGCGAGUAACUUCAACGAUGCGCCUUUUCCUCCACGGUGUUCAUCACAACCUAAGAUGUCUCAAUUAAAGCCGACUACUCCUGAAUUUAUACCAGCUAAAGAAACAUACGCAAAUUCUCUAAUGAAAGACUCAAACUUAAAUUCCACUGAGAGAUUUACUAUAGAUAACGUAAACAGUGCCAAUUCGUCAGCUGGAGGAACUAAACCACUCACGCACAUAGUUGAUAUUUCCACCGCUGAUAGCAAGUCUGUUCCAAGCAGUGACAUGGCAAGUGUCGAGAUUAAUCAGAAGAUGUCUUCCAAUAAAUUUACAAAAAUUCCUGAUGGUGUGUUUGUCGUUUGUGACGACUUUCUUCAAAAAAACCUCAGAAUACCAAGGAGCAUCCUUAAUAAGAGCAAAGCCUGCAAAGGAUGUGAGAACCGCUCAAAACUAAAGUAUGCCUUUUGGAAUAACAACAACAGACAAUGGCAAAUAAUAAGACAAUAUCCAGAAAAAGUCCCAUCGCAUGUUGCUUUCUCGGUUUGCCGACAGUAUGCCAUUAACACACCUUGUCUGCGGAUACCUUGCUCAUUUGCUCACGGCCAAGAAGAAUUAGACAUGUGGACCUUAGAAAGAGAAGGAGGUAAGUUGGAUAUAUUUUUUUCGUACUAUCGCUGACGAUGGAUAAUCUAACUCCUUAAGCACUUUUCACUUUCACUUUUGGACUAGCACACGGUGUCCAUCUUAUGAGAGAUGUACACCCAAAGAAAUAGACCAACCUAAAGAGUCCGUUUGAGGAACAUGGCCUCGUAUAGACGUUUGCGUGCUCCAGGCUUCGAGGUAAGGGUAGUUGGCAAUCGCGUCUUAUUCUGAAUUAUCUUUAUAUUUUUGGAGCCCUUUCUUCUACGUCUUCUAUCUGAGAGUCUGGAACAAAGCUGGUACAUAAAGGCCAGGGUCCACCAAAAAAACAGAUUUGAUUGAAUAUUACGUUAUAAACCAACGGCCUAUCAUAAUCAAAAACAGGAAAACGUUUUCAAAGUUAAGGGUACUUUUGAGAAAAUAGAAUUAGAAUGGCUUGCCUGAAGCAAACCUAACUCGAUGUUGCUUUUGUCGUCUAGUUCUUCCUACUCCCCGGGAAACUCUUACUGGAUUACCUGAGAAGACAGAUGAAAGAUCCAUUCACAUGCAACCACAGUUAAAGUAUAGACCGUCGCCACCAGGAGUGAAAGGUGGUGCCUUCAAACUAUGCAGAAGGUAUUGAUGGGGGAUUUUUAAGUAUUGACCAGACACGAACUUAGCUGAAAUGAAAAUGUACCAUUGAUAACCAAGUUCGUAGUGUUUUAUAUUACCCUAGCAAUAAUGAUAUACUAAAGGUCAUCCGUGUUUGUCUUUCAAGAUUCAUUCAAUGGCAAAAAACGUUUUUGAUUAUCUUCUUUAACAGUAUAACUUAUAGAACGUUAAUUCAAAGCUUCAGGGGCGUAGCUACCUGACACACGGUACGCACGUGCGAACCUGUAAAGAGAUAUAAAAUGAAUAAAUAAUAAAACAUAAAUAAAAAGUUAAUUCUGAAAAGAAAUCAAAAUAUCUAAAGGUAAUUGCUUUAGGAGCACAGUUUGCCUUAAUUCAUUCAACUCUUCUUGGUUUUUUUAAUUAUUAUAUAUUUUUUCGAAAACAAGGGAUCGUUUUUUUUCCUCUUUACCCAAAUGUUUGUUUCCAGAGAAACGAAGUAAUUCACUGUUGGACCGAAUCUUGGAUGACAUAUAUAUCUAGUUAAAAGAUGGCAGGCGUUUUUACCAAAACGCUCGGAUUCUGAACAACUCGAGAGCGACGGAAACGAGAACGUCAAACGAAACCAGCCCGAUAAUCGAAAAACAACACAUUUUGCACGUGCAACACGCUUUUCUUUACAACCUGUACGAACACUACGUUAAAUUUCCUUUUGCGACGUUGUUUGGAGGACGUAAACACAGGGACAAAUUCAAUUUCUUCUCUGAGUCGGAACUUGGAUGCGGUCCCCAAGACUCCGUAGAGACGUUCACCUAUAUUUGCCAGUUUAAGAGAGUUGAAAUAAAAGCGAAAAAGUAAAAAAAAAAAAACGUUCAUUUUGAUGGUUGAGGACGUUUUCGUUGCCCCGCCGUCGUGGUUGCUAAGGUGCCCUAUAUUCUUGAAAGUGACAGUUCCAUUUUGGUUCUACCACAAGCUCGUAUGAUCAAAUGCGGGAAAGUAUCCGAAUUCGUUGGGCAAAUUGUUUACAUUACAAAACAUUGCAUCGGAUUCACUUUAGAUUUCGAAUGCAAAAUCUAUAGAGACGACCAAAUUGGAUUCACGCGCGCUGCAUCUGCUUAAAAACGACAAAACAAACCCAGUAACAAGAUUAUUCGGAUUCCUGACGAAUCCGGAAAAGUGUGUAGCCUUAUUGUAUGAUGGACUGAAACACGAGACAAAAUAUUUUACAGGUUGCUAAUGUCAUUUCAUAUGCAGAAAAAACGCUUAGGCUUACAGCGUAACCAAAUCUUUAAUCAAGAAAAUUUUUUUUUUUUUUUUUUUUUUUGGGGGGGGCAAAGCUAUUUGGAGAAUUGUGCGUAGCCCUGAAAAAAUCGUAGCUACGCCCAUGUGCUUGUAUUGAAAAGUACCGUUAGAUCCAUACUUCUUAUGCUCUUCUCAGAGAAAAAUCUCGUCUUAUGAAAUGCAACAUAUAAUGCGAAUCUCGAGAUAAACGUAUCAUUGUUUUGCUCAUUCGUAGCCAGUUGUCACAAUACAUAGUUAUACGAAUUCAGUAUGUUAAUUUCCCUUGUUUGAAUUUCAGUUGUUACACUCAUGAACGAUGCCGAUUUGGGCGAGGAUGCCUGUAUGCUCAUUCUAAUGGGGAACUUAUGGAAUGGCAACACGAAUACCUAAGAAAAGGAAGGGAAAAACUCCAAAAAGAGCUUCAGGACAAUGAUGAGGUUCUUUCUAUGGAAAUGACAACAAAUAUCUUAAAAGGCCCAGAAGAAGAUGUAAGUGUUAUGUGAAACAAAUCAUACUUUAAAAAACUAAAUAUAUGAAAUAAAAUGAAAUACUGCGACCGUGACGAGGGCCUGAUAAAAGGGUACUCAUGGCACGAGUCCUUUGAUGUAAUAGCAACCGCUUUGGAAGUCAUUUCUGAAGCAGAAAAUUUAUACGAAAUAAAUAAGUGACUAUUUGGGGCUAGUACAGAGCAUUUGCACUACAACGUUCUCCCUUAAGGUUUCUCACUACUCAAACAUCACUGAAUAAUUGUUUCACUGCACGCAGGUUGUAGAAUCCCUUCCUGGAGUGGACGUUUCCUGCAAUCCACCUGAGCUUAGUGUAAAACUUCUAGAAAAUAAUGGCAAGGCUACAUGUCAAUGGGUGUGCAACCUUACAUUUAAGGUCAGUGAAUUAUCAGGAAUUUUUUUAAAAAUAUAAUAGAUCGUUAAAAAAAUAAUAAUAAAUAACAACGCAUCUUUUAGUCCAAUAACAAAUGAAUUCGAAGAUCUGAUUUCAACGAACAAUUUGAAAACGAUUGACCAACAUGACAAAAAAUACAACGAAUUACUCCCUACAGUGGCCACUUACCCCACAGGUAGUCGUUAUAGAUAGUUUCGACGCUAUUAUUAUUAACAGGAAUAGGUAUACGAGAUUUCAUUCUUUUUUAACUGGUUUCUUUUUAAUAUCAGAGACGGAUGAUUCUCUUUUGUAAUGACUUAAUUUAAAACUCCAGACCGCCUGCAAGAGUUACUGAUCGCAUCUGAGCCGCAAGGAAUGUAUUUCGGACAUCGUUAUUGACACAGUGAUUGUAUUUUUCAUGACUUAUGUAAUUCUUAAUGUUAUAAAGUGCUUAAUUCUUACUUCAAAUAUUUCUGUAAAUUAUGUGAAUAUUUUUAAAGUUGAAUAAAAUUAUGGUUAAUUAUAAAUUAUUGUUAUUACUGUUAUUAUUAUUAUUACUAUUAUUAUUAUUAUUAUUAUUAUUAUUAUUAUUAUUAUUAUUAUUAUUAUUUUGAAUUCAAAUCCAUGACUUCCCAUGAUACUGAGUAGGUGCGGUAUCGGCCUCUGAGUUACCGGGAAACACCCGGAUUUAAACAAAGCCAUUUUUAUGGUUGUGACAAUUUUAUCAAAACGUGGAGGCAACGAAAGUGGAAGGAAUCAAACGGCGGUCUCUACCUUUCAGGUUCCAUUAUUAUCUUUUUUAUGUUAUAUAUCAAUCUUUUCAGUGAAUAACCUUCGCAUUAUUUGUUUCAAUUUUUUACAAUGUCAGACAAGUGUGGUAGGAUACCUGCGCCAUGUACUUCUGCUGUACAGAUACCACAACUGCUAUCAACUGUCAGAAAUUCGCGUCGGUUGCUAUCAAGAUUAUAGAGGCUGUGAAAGCUAUAAUGUUUGUUACAGCGCUAAACUGAAGGAGUUCUGGUACAAAGCUCCAGACGUUAACAACUUCUCUGGGCGUGCGAAAGUGUCUCUCACUGUCUCGUUUGAGUCUUCUCUGUAUGGAAGCUUUGAUCAAUGCAUCGUAUUUGACUUUGGUAGGAAACCGUACCUUGUGAGAAGGCUUAAUGUUGACGUACAAAGCGGGUCUCUGCCGCAAACUUCCAUUUUUUCGCAACAUGCAACUGCAACAGCUGUUUGGGACGAGCGUUCCACGGAUGUAGUUAGGUUUGUUCACAAGACAGGCGAGGCCCUUCAAGGGGAACAUUUGUCUAGAAUUUAUAGCCUUCAGAAACAGGGGAAUAUAACAGCGGAGGAAUUGCGCCGCGACAAUUACAAGACGGUUAUGCAUCAAUUGCUGUUCGUGGAAGAAGGAUUUAUGAAGAGGGAACUUUCAAGGUAUAGUAAACAUUUGAUUUAUGCCUACUAGGUAGCCUCUGGAAGUUUUUUAGGGAGUCGUUUCCCUUGGAGGAAAUGCGACUCCCCUAAAACACCUUCCUAGAGGGCUAGUUACCGCAGGCAUCAAAUCGCUUUUCCUAGCCAGUUAGAGGAAAUUAUAUGAUGGAACCAAUGUGAACUGAUGUGAGCGUUUAGAGUGCUAGCUCUUUUUGCUAGCGCUCGAAACGUUGCUCGAAACUUUUGCUGUAGAGGUCGAACUUUCCAAAGAAGCUGAAAGUCUCCCCCUAGCAGAACAAACUAUAAUUAAACGUAAUUUCCUUUUCCUGCCAGUGUUCCAACGCGAACCGUUCAACUUGUUUACCCUUAAAAACCAAUGUUGGUUUAGAGGACCUAUUAGGAGCAGUAACUUCGCCUAUAUAGCUCUUGUGAUCGUUAAAUGAGUACGCUUUGAACCCUAGCAAAGGGACAAGCCGAAAGAGAAGAAUAAAUUUAUUCGGUGUUUUUUAAACUCUACUUGAUAAGUGUUUUACUUUCUUGAUUUUUCAGCUACACUUUAGGCAGAACUCAGCUGCAUGCUCAGUGGAGCGUCUUUGACGAUAUGUCCGGAAUGAAGUUUGCCGUAGACAAUGAAUUGUUUGGUGUCCUUUACCUACAAGAAGAAGAUGCUCUUAGACCUGAUGACGCAGCAGGGCGUCUCCUUUACCGCAACGUAAGCUCCGUGUGGAUCAGGCUGGCUGAUAGUGUCUCAAACAAAGUUUAUGAGGCCCCUGUGGAGAAAGUAGAGAGUGAAUGCGUUGUACUGAGGUUGUCAUCCAAAACGGUUUCUGAUUUACUUCUCUAUGAUACCUGCGAUGUUUCUGUUAAUGCUCAGUUUCAGCUAAACCGAUGGCCACUUUGUGAGAUGCACGCCGCCAUUGACAGGAUUACGACAGCCCAGUUGCGUCUUAUUUUUCCAGAGCCCAGAGUUCCAGUUGUGAGGAGUGAAGUAAGUUGACCUUUAUAGAUUGAAGAAAAUGGUAAAAUGCCUUUUCUAGAAUGUUUCAUCACUCGUGAAAACAACAGAUUACGAAAGACAAUUUACAGAAAACCGAACACUUUCCGGACAGAUUACUAAACCUGAUGUUUCACUGAGCCACAAUAACAACGGCUCCUUAGAAAGCUGAAUUACUAACUUAGGAAAAAACGCCACUGAAUAGCAGUCAACAAUAACCAGCUACGUACAAAACGACUUAUUGACGGACUUAAGCAAACCUGACAACAGGACAGGUUGUCGAAACGUCAGUCAUUGUCAACAGUAGCCCUAUUAGCCCUAUUCAUGACUAUGAUCACCCGGACGAUCAUGUUCUAGCUACUUGUUUACUUCUGGGUUAAAACCUUUCACAAUUUUAAGUUGUUUGAAGUGGAUGUUAUGGCAUAUCAUCUGAGUUGAUAGUUAAUUGUCGUCUUCAAUUUUCAUUGAAGUAUUGGAGCGCAUACAUCCUCAUCAAGCAUCCAAAAAGGUCUUAUGGCCACUAGUGAAUAUUCCUCUGCACAUACAUAACUGGCAGUUGUAGGAGUUAAUAUGGCGUUUUCAUUCCACUUCAUUCAACUUCCCUGACGACUUUUCAUCUUAAUACCUAAAUGGAUUCUGACUGAGCUGUUACUUGUUAAUUACUAAUACGAAGCUAGAAGAUUGCCGUGUGGGGAGAGACGCAAUGCUCUCAUACUAAUUAGGAAUAUAACAAUAAGUGCAUCGGUUGUGGUUGGUGAAGUAAUCCUAUAUUUGAUCGUUCUAGGUAACCAUCCGCUGGCGAUGGCUUCUUGAUAAACGGCUUAACGACAAUCAAAAGGAAGUAAUCAAGCAGAUUGCGUCACCAGAAUACAACAGUCCACCUUUGGUUGUGUUUGGUCCUUUUGGAACAGGAAAGACGUUCACACUUAAUCAGGCUGUUCGCCUCAUGGUGCAGCUAGACAAGUCACAUAGAAUCCUUCUCUGUACCCACUCCAAUCGGGCCGCGGACAUACACGUCGAGUUACUUCACAAAUACCUGACCGAACAAAAUGGCUCUCCUGCAGCAAGGCCUCUCAGGAUCUAUCAGCCUAUGAGAAGGUAUUCAAUUAAGCUUGUCGACACUAACUGCAAUACUCAAUAUGCGUUCCCUUUAAAUUUACCCGCCAGGAAAAGAAGUCACACAAUUUUUUGUAAUUCACAUUUGAAGCCCACGCCUGAUACAUUCGAAAAUGUUAAAUAUGUUACGGCUCCUAAGCUGACCUUUAAAAUGUGUUUUGAACCUAACAAUAGAAAAUUUAAAGUUUAUAGAACUUUAGGACGUCGGUUCUUUGCCGUUUUAUGACCUCUCCAAAAUUUUCUUGUGUUAGCGUUUGUAGGUGCUUCUGUGUACAGUCAUUCAGACCCUCUCACCAAUUGUUUCAUUUUGCAUUUCUGUAGCGGCGACCUACAAUUUUAACGUGCAAUAUUGAAAGAAGAAAACAUUUGAAAAAAUGAUAAUCUUUGGUGUCAAUUUAGGUUGGAAACAACAUCCGAGAUAGCAAGGAAUUAUUGUUUGACCAAAGGCGAUAUGUUUGUAUUGCCUUCUCGUGAUGACCUUGUUGGACACCGUGUUGUUGUAACAACCCUAAGUACAUCACAAGUGCUUCUGGAUCUGCAAGUACUGCAUGGAUUCUUCACUCACAUUCUUAUUGAUGAAGCCGCCCAAGCAGUUGAACCUGAAGCGUUGACUCCACUCAUCUUUGUCGGACCUAACACAAAGGUUGUUUUCACAGGAGAUCACAUGCAGGUACUAUUUUUCAUUUUUUUAAUAUUAUACUCCACCACCCUACUGGCUUGUGAUCCCUGUUGCUGUGGAGCUUGGAAUAACCGUUACCAUCAGAAGAACCGUACUUCACUGAAAGAAAAUGAAAGCAACAGAAAUUAAAUAGCAGGUUUAAAGAGACAGGUUAGAGUGUGUAACCAACUUCAGACGUUAUUUAACCGCGGCAGGAUUAGCUCAGUCGGUAGAGCGCAUGACUGCAGAGCGGAAGGUCGCGGGUUCGAUUCCCGCGGAUGGACCAAUACUCAGGGUCUUAAAAUAACUGAGAAAUGAAGGUACCCGCCCCGUUUGCACUGCAAGUGGCUACACCUUCGUGUGGCUCGGAUGACCACAUAAAAUUGCGGUCCCUUCUCCAGUUGGAACGUAGAAAUAGUGUUCCCAAUUAGUACUUUCAUGCUAAAUACCUUGACCCUCAAAUAUAGUGCUUAUUUUUCACUUUUACACCAUGUUUAUUUCCAUUUUCUGUCGGAAGUUGCUUUAAUUUGUAAUUGUCGCGGUAUAAAUAUUUUUAGAAGAGGGAAUAUAUAAAUCGAUUUGCGCGAACUAGCAUGCGACUGAAAGAAGGAUGGUUGUGAUAAAAGCAUCUGCUGAGUAAACCUAUUCUAUUCGUUGCUUUAGAUGAGCCCAGAGGUGUAUUCACCAGAAGCAAGACGUUUAGGCCUCCAAAAAUCAUUGGCUGAAAGGCUGUUUGACAUCUAUGACAAACAUGAGGCUCAAGAAGUGAGAGAAUACUAUGUGUUAUUCCUGACGGAGAAUUAUCGAUGCCAUCCAGACAUCCUGAAGUUUCCCUCCGACAACUUUUAUGGGGAGAAACUACUUGCUCGAGGUGGCACCUCUCAGCUAGCGCAUCCGAAAUACGGUCCUCUGCUGUUCUUUUCAGCUCGUGGCAAGGAGUAUAAAGAGCAUGACAAUUCAUAUGUCAACUUGUCUGAGGUUUACGAAGUGGUUAAAAGAGUCAAAGAGGUGGCGCAUAAUUGGCCUACUCAGACCUGGGGACCUACGAAACUAUCUGAAAUUGCAGUUCUGUCCGCUUACCGCUACCAGGUGACUUCAAUACCCUAACUAUCCAAACCUAACCUAAGCAGUAACCUUGCGGUUUACUUAGUUUUGAUAAAUUUGCGUGUUUUUUAAUAGAUAUAUUGUACUUUUUUGUGCGUUUGUUCAGUAUUAAAUCACACAUAACGCCAAAAUGUGGUAUGAAAAAAGCGGCACAUGAGCAACAAGCGAGUGUAUCACCGUACAUGACAAGUUCAAACUGUGUAGCGAUGACACACGACUAUGAAAAUUGUUUUGAAGAUGGCUUCCUUAAGGAGCUUUAAGGCAUUUUCAAGUCCCCAAGAGCUCUUUUUGUCUCGGCUUCUCAUAUUCUUUUGCUUUCAAACAGCUCCUGCUAAUUUUUUUCAAGGUGUUAACUUUCUUAAUCCUAAAUUAUCUCAAAACCGCGCGCCGUAAUGUAAUCGUACUCUAAUAGAACAUGGGCAACGACCUAUCACAGCGCUCGUAGCAUUCACUAAAUUGUAUAAACCAACUAGAACAAUGAGCUUUGUCUUCUCCAUCGCAAGUCAUACUGUUCAUAAAGAGUCCGAAAUGCAGACCCGGAACUAUGGUGAACCUUUCCUUUAAUACUGGGUAGGGUUUGGACGUUCAACCACCGUACGGUUAUAACUCCUACCUUCAGGCAUUGUCUUAAGAAGCAUACGUAUACUCAGUUGUUCAAGCAUUUACCAAAAAACGUUCAAACAACAAGCGAGUCCCACCAUAGAUAAUUGUUACAAUAAAUAAUAUCAAUUCAUCCUCGACGUUUAGGUUCAAACAAUUCGUAACAGCCUGAGGAAGGAAGCAGACUUGAAAGACGUUAAAGUGGAUACAAUUCACAAUGUCCAGGGUAAUGAACAAUUUUCCAAGAUCCGUUUACCAUCGACAGUAACCUUUUAUGUUAUAUUUCAUGUUUACUGUGCUAGGAGAGCUAGAAAAAACCUAAUGAGGGCUAGGAGCAAAACGGAUAAAUAUCACUAAUACAGCUAAUAAUAUGAUAAAGUAAUCUAUUAAUUGAAUGCAACGCGCCAUUCCAUUGAUUGUGACCUUAAAAGGCCCUUUGUCAUCACUGAUAAAGAAAUACAUAUUCCUUAACUUACAUUGGUCAAAGAACCUCAGCGACAAUUAAAACUCGUCUUAUACUUAAUUGGAUACAGCAACCUUUGUGUAGCUUGCCAUGUGAGUUUCAGUUCAGUAUAAAGUAAAAAUGUGAACUAUAAGUACAACCGACCGAAUGGGCAUGUUUAUUUGAGUGACUAAUGUUCCAAGCUUUCAUUCCUUUUUAGGAGAGGAAUUCCGUGCACUUUUUAUCAGCACCGUGCGUACAUUUCACACCUGUAAGCCUCAGCAAGAAGACGUACGCGCCGGUGGAUCUGAUCGACCUUUAUAUUGGGAAUUUUUGUCUGACCCAAAACUACUUAACACGGCUGUUACAAGGGCUAGAUGUUUGGUUGCUGUCGUUGGUGAUCCCGUUUCACUUUGUACGGUUGGAGAGUGUCGUAGUAUUUGGAGAGAUUACAUCAAGAGAUGCAACGAGAAAGGAGGUCUUUAUGGGGUCACCAUGGAAGAGCUCGACAAAGAAAUAAAUGCGGCGAUCGCUGGUAUCGAGCUUAAUCCCAAAGCAGAACCGUUUGUUCCAAAAGCUCUUUCAGUGCCAGAAAAAAGUAUUAAUACAGAAGUCGGAGAAACAAGAAAAGUCCAUGACAGUAAAGAAAUUGCAGAAGAGACACAGAAGGACAAAAAUGAUGGGAAAGACGGCAAAGAGAAAGGACAAGAAAUUUCUGACAAAAGUGAUGCAAAGUUAGAUGAAGACAGUCUUAAUGUAAACGAUCAAUGUCAUAGUGGCAAAUUCAUCAAUACCAGCCCAGACAUCAACCAAGAAACAAACAAAGUCGAUGGGGUGGAUGAGAAAGACGAUGAAGAGAGAAUUGUUGAACCAGGAGACUUUCAGGAUGAUCUCCUUGACGAUGAGACAGUAUCGCCCAGAGAUUUGGAUGAAAUAAUUUUGGCGUUUGUGAAGAAAUGCGAGGAGACAUUACAAUCAGAUGCAGCACGACUGUCAAUGUUUCAAGAUUCCGAGUUUCCUCCCUUAGAAGCGACUGGAUCAAAAGCGAUCCGUCCUCAAACAGAUGCAAAUAGGCACCGGUUCUCAGUCGGGGGCAGAGAGGAACUUAAAGAGUUUUUUCCAGAAAUACAUGUUAUCAACGGUCGAGUUGAAGUGCAUCUUACCAACCUGGGAUUUUACAGCUCUCCUUCAGAAAGGGCGCAACGAAUCAUCGCGUCUACGAAACAACAGGAAUUUCUGGAUCCAUCUGUGCUGAGACAACUUCUGAGUGAUGAACCGGACAAGUACAAAGUCUGCAAUCUCCGUUUAAAUCCAGAAAAAUCCCAGGUGGGUUAUGCUGAGAUAGAAGACACAGAAACCCCAGACAUUGAAAUAAAGGGAAGAGUUCGUCAGGCUUUCGACAGAGACAAAGUUGUAUUAGAACUUAUUGAGAAGAGGACUCGUUCAAAUGCCGACAGCGGGGAAUUCCGGUUUCAAGGAAAGGUCGUAGGUAAGCAUUUAUUGUGCCAGCUAUCCACAAUCUGCAUACAGUAUACAUGUUAGUUAAGAAGUAGUUAUGUCAUCACAACGCGGCCUAAAGCGAAAAAGUCGUAUCGUUUUUAAUGCUAGAAUUUCAAUAAGUUGUUAAGUAUCCCUCAAACUUUUCUUCAAAUAAGUUUAAACCAGUGGGUACACCAAAGGAUGUGUAUCGUUAUAAAUUUCCGCCAAUAGCGUGAUCAAAAAGAAAAGCUAUGAACAUCUAGAGACAACUAAUUGGAACAGCGUAUACCAUUGCAAGGGAAAUGGGGAGUAAAGGCCCCUUGGCACUCGCGACUUUCCAUGAGGUAGUCCUCUACCACUUGCUUAUGUUGUACCAACAAGUAAACAAGUAAAGAUGUAAAAUUUUUGACAUUAACUUUUAUUUUAAAAUGAAAUGUAAGAUCUUACUUAGUGAACAGAUUUUUUAAUCAGUAACCAUUGAACUUCACAGGUGUAUUGGAACACAGUAUCAGCCCACAUGAGCGCCAGUUUGUCUGCACUACUGAUUACCGAAACCCUGCCUUAAUGUUGCCUAUUAACAAGUCAGCUCCAAAACUGGUCAACCUAUCAGACAAAAGCUGCAAAGAUAUUCCAAUCUACAGAAAGGAUCAAAAUAACAGAGCUAUCCAAGUCAAAAUGAUAGAAAGAGAGAAAGUUCUCAGUGGAAAAUAUUUGUUUGUUGUUAAGUACCUUCAGUGGAAACGAGAAUUUUGCUAUCCUUUGGGAAUUAUCGUAAGGAUGCUACCUCGAGGUGAAGACUUCAAAAGCAGCUUGGAGAUUGCAUACGCAGAGCGUGGAAUAAGAAGAGUAUUCAAAGACGAUGCCAUGAAAUAUGUCAAAGAGAAAUUCCCACCACAGUGGUUGAUCCCUGAGAAUGAGUACGCCACAAGGACUAGGAUCGAAAAAGCUUUCACCAUUGAUCCUCCCACAUCCCUGGAUCUUGAUGAUGCACUUACGAUAGAAAGCAUUUCUCUAGCCACCUUCCGAGUAGGGAUCCACAUUGCAGAUGUCAGUUUCUUUGUUACGCCAGACUCUCCACUGGAUAAUGAGGCCUUUUUGCGUGGCACCUCCUAUUACCCAGGAGAGGGGCAAAAGAAUUUGCCAAUGCUACCCAAUGAGCUGAGUGAAGGUCACUGCAGUCUUCUGCCUGACAAGGACCGUCUUGCAGUUUCCGUGUUUAUCACGCUAGACAAAGACGGAAAUGUGACUGACGAGCCAAAAAUACAACGCACCAUUGUCAGAUCAUGCUGUCGGUUAAGCUAUGCAGAAGCUCAAAUGAUUAUAGACAAGAGAGAAAUUGGUUCUAAGCAAGUUGCAAAGGAGAUAGUGGAUAGCGUCAGGCAAUUAAACGGUGUAGCUCAAAUGAGAAGAUGUCAUCGACUGGGAGACGAAUCGUUUGACCACUGGCAGAACGAGGAGAGUGGAGAAUAUUUUGAGGCACACGAGCUAGUUGAAGAAAUGAUGAUUCUUGCUAAUGAAGAAGUGGCAAAACUUCUUUCCAGAAAAUGCCCUGAAUUGGCUCUCUUACGAGUACAGCUACCUCCAAAAGACCUCAGGCUGGCUGAUUGGGUUGAAAAACAUGGUAGAUAUCUUAGAUUGUCACUUCAAUUUUCAGGAAUUUUCAGAAACAGUACAAAGGAUGAAGUAUCAUCUUUAGCACUGUUGCAUUCCGAGAAAACUAUGUUCAAAAUUCAGAGAUGGGUUUGGGAUGGAAUCCGUCAGGCAGCAGAGUCGAAUGAUUUACCAACCCUGCGACAUUUGAUUUGCAACGAGCGAAACCACCCUCAAAUCGCUGCAGCCCAAUCCCAGUUUCGACGGAUUCAGUCCCAGUCUCGUUACGUCUGUGAAGGGGAUCACCCUUCGGCGAAUAUCCACCACUACUCCCUUGGUAUUCGAUCCUACACUCAUUUUACGUCUCCAAUAAGACGAUACAUAGAUAUUUCAGUUCAUCGCCUCCUACUUGGUUUGGAGUCCCCUGGUUGUCACAAAGAUAACAUUUCCAAGGAUGACAUGGCAAAAGUUUGUCGACGCUCCACGUUUCUUAUUGACAACGCAAGGAAAUUUGGCAAGGAUUGUAAAAGGAUUCGAUUGGCAACUACGCUACAACAACAGUGCCAUGUGACACGCGUUUUUAUUGAAUCUAUUGAAAAGCAGUCAAUCAGUCUCUAUAUUUGCAACCCAGAAGACGACCACCUGGCGGGUAAGCAAAAACGAAUGUUUAUCAGUGAUAUGAAUCCAGUCGCUCUGACAGAAGAAGAAAUUGGAACAGAUGGAGAAAAAUGCCUAGUUCUCACGUGGAAAAUCAGAAGGUACAUAGCACCAGAUGGCUCCCGAAAUGUAAAAGAAGAAAGCAACGCUGCAUUAUCAGGUCACACGGGAGUCAACGAAAUAGUGGAGAUUCCUUCGGACAUGUGGAUUCAAGUAUUGGAUACCGUAAGAGCCAACGAUACAGGCAAAUUACCAAGCAUAAUCAAGCAAAUGGAAACCCGUUUGAGUAUAAUGUCUCCUUCCAGCACAGAAAUGAAACGAACCCAGCAUAAAUUGCCUGCACACACCCGAGGUGAGCAUUACAAGCACCCUCAUUACGGUGAAAAAACGCCUCCAUCUUCGAACGAAGCAGUUUUCCAUUUUUACGAGAUGAAGCUUGCACUGAGGAAGUAUAAUUUCUUAUCCGUGCAACUCUGCCCACACAUGACGCGUGGAAUACUUCAACCAGAUAUCCAGAUGGUAAACUUGAAUCCCUACCUAAAUAUUUGCAUCGAACAUCGAAAAUACCCACGAGAGUCAUUUGCGCACACUGCCAGACAUCAGGCGUCAAGAGAGCAGUACGAGACCAUUGAUGAGUACAUAAACGCCUGGAAACCAGUCCUUGCAAUGGAGGCCGCCACGGAAGCGGUCAAGGAAAAUGAUGGCUUCGUCAUUGAACACCUUAGUGUGGAAUGGGAAAAGGAAGACGAAAGUCUUACUGGGUUCUUUACUCUCACCUUGGUCUACUGCAAAAACAGACAAGUGGAAUUUUUUCCAGGAGACCUAGUGUGUGUUCGGGUACCUUGCCCUCCUAAAGAGUGUUCUUCUUUUGAAAAGCAAGGCCAACGGCAGGUAAUAUCCAUUCAGGUUCUAUCGUUUUCUUUCCUUAUUUAGAUCCGAAGGACUGUAAAAUUAACUUUUGAUGUUUAGUUAAACAAGAUCAGUGCUACUUUGAAUCCAGAUGUUUGCUCUAACUUUUAAUAAUGUUCUGACUCCUUUAUUUUCUAUUAGUCGUGUUCAAGUUACUCACAUCAAGGUAGCUUUUGGGUGAGCCACUGUAUUAUAGACGAGGUGAUUGAAGUCAAAAAGGAGAAGGUGGAGGUUACAAUGAAACAUCAUCAGGCGGCAUCUAAUAUCCCAGCAGAAAUAACUCAUGGAGGUAGUCACAGAUGUACCCUUGAGCUUAUUCACAGAACACUUCCACAAAGGUAGGACGUUUGUUUUAUCCUUAUAAAGUUGCAUUUUACCCAGAACUACAAAUUUAGACGUAGCCAUUCGAAAAUUGUUGUUCAUUUACGGUAUUAGUUAAACAAAACGAGUUAUCGCCAACUAUGAUGACCGUGGAAGUAACAUUGUGGUAUUCUUAUUUUUGUAUUCCUUCCUUAUUUCUGCGAUUUAAUUGGCUUAGAGCACUGGUAUUUCUGCAAAAUAUAGUGUUUUCACCAUGACGUCAUCAAAUUCUAAAUUCAAAAUAAAGAGUCCCUCUGAAUUCUUAUUUAUACUAGGUGACCGAAAAAUACAUUAAUUUCCAGCCCCGUAGCGUCUUUCAUUUUGAAAAUAAAGCAUUUUGAAUUUCCAAAUUUUCACAGCGCGUGAUAACAUGGUGGUAGCCCCGGAAGAGGUUGUUGCUCUCUUUAUCAUUUUCAGCAGUUUAUGUUCUGAGACUUGGAGAUGUACAUUGUAUAUUUAUGAGUCUUUUGUAACAUUUCGUUUCCUUGGUUUCUUUCGUUCAACGGUUUCAAAGUUAUUUUUUUAUUGCGUGAUAGUGAAAACACUCUUUAAAAUAUUACAGUUAAAAAAGCAACGGCGGAUGAUUUCCAGAUUUUCGAGUUGAAGAGAAUGAAGAACUCAAAGAAACUUUAGAAAGUCAAAACUCUACGAAAGUGCAUCGACCGGGCUUAAAAUUUCCCAACACACUUACUUGCUUGUGAAACGAAACAGCUGGAAGAAACGUCCUAAAAGUUCGUCGCUGAAAUCCGUAACAGAAGGUACAGAGUACGAGCUCGAAAAUUUGAGAGUUAUGCUGGCCUCAUUGGACUGAUACCUAAAAGAAAAGGAUGCCGCCUUAUUCUCAAUUUUCGAACUGCAGAAAAGUCAUUUAAGGAAAAGCAAGGCUUCUUUGUCAAAAAUCUUUCUGCAAAAGGUCUAACACUUCAAAGGCAUUCACCUGUCGAAGAGAAGAGCUGUUAUGAUCUAAAGGAGUGCUUGGAAGUCAUUCUCUAUAGUAACUGAUACUGGUACAUCGUGUGGUUCUUGCUCACCCAGCACCUAGAUUUGGGGAGCUGUCAGGAACGCCACGCAUACAUUGACGAUUUCUCCUUCAGCGCAGACGACAAUUGCGACGAAAACAGGGUUGAAUUCGUUACUUACGAAGAAAAACCCCCAAAAACUCGCCAAGAUACUUGAAGAUAGUCAAUCCAAGAAUAAAGAUGUUUGCUACAAGUGGAGAGAUGUGUUUUCUUAAACUGUUUUUUUUUAAUAUAUCUCUGUAACGAACACCCGAAGAAGUGCGAAACUGCCGUUGAUAUUAACUUGCUGUGAAUAAGCGACCCAAGACACAUUUGUGUGGCAUAAGCGUCAAAGAAUGGGCGUCAACAGCUUCAUUAAAUAACAGCUAUUGACAUUACUUGUAACAAUUUUGCAAUAUAACUUGUGGUAUUCAUAACUAGUAUCACUACAAAUCAUGCUGUUACUCUACUAAUAGCUCACCUCCUUGCAGACGAAUGUAUGCAGCACUAUGCGUCAAUCUGCGACACUCGUCAGAACUUGUUCAUGCCAUUUGCAAAGGAGAAGAACCGAAGAGAGGUAUGCAAAUUAAUUAACAAGAAUCAAUGUUCUUUAUAAAAAAGGGUUGGUGAAAAAUCGUCGUUAACUGAACUUGGUAUCGUCAUGAGACGGUGCACAGCAGUUAUGCAUAUUUUUUUCAAACUUGCUUCCCCAAAACGGAAAAUUCAAAAUUGCCGCAAGCGUUUUACUGUUAUUUCUCGGUGAGCUAUUGCCUUUCUUUCACCAAAAUAAUCCUGAAAUCACUCCCGGACCGGUUUUGUAUUGAGUGUUUGCGCCGUAAUGCAAGAAGCCACACCUCGCUCAAAUUCUUUUCCUUUAGAUAUCUCGGCCAAACGAUCUUCUGUGGAAAUUGAAAUUGCACCUUCUGGGUCGUUCUCUCCGACAACCAAAACAGCUAAAGUUUAGUUAAAAUAUCUACGUAAAAACUGGUUUGCUCAGUGUAAUAAAACGUCGUGACUCUCAAUCACUUAUUAACUCCGUUGUUUUUGCAUGGUUACAAAAUAUGAAAAACCAUCACAAUUGAAAAAGAUUCUGAAGCAGAAGACAUGGUUAAUGCCAUCAAUUUCAGCAUGGAAUGUUGAAAAAAAGAAUGUGAAAAGUCGACUCAUUUUUCUUAAGUGUAUUUCUGUAUCCCCUAAAGAAUCAUCGCCAAUGCAAAACAACCUGCUUAUCUUAUCUGCACUCAAAGAUUGUGAUACAUCAUAUGACCUCACUCUUCGUGGCUGUCUGUAAAGUAGCUAAUUAGCUAAGAACCUGGGCCACGUUUAAUAAAGAUUAUUGUAUUGUAUUGAUAACCCUCACACAUGCUUUCGCACAUACGAAAGAAAAAGGUUUCCUCCCUGCUCGACAGCUACCGCAGGAUUAAUAUCUUUCCAAAUAAUUUUUAAUAGAAACAUUUGGAUCCCUUCCUCCCGACUUGUCCUUGGAGCAGCAUGGAUUCAAACGAUUGAAUCACUACCAAGAGGCUGCAGUGAAGGAAGCACUCUCCAAUCCGUUUAGUUUGAUUCAGGGACCACCGGGUAGGUCAUUUCAAGAAAACUUUCAAACUAAGUGGCACCAUUCACUAGGUUUGUAACUACGAGACCUAAGUGAUGACGCUGCCGAUAAGACGAGGGUGGCACGCAUUUCUAUUAAAUUUUGCCCCUUGUUGUUUCCGUUAUCUCACUCAGGGACUGGAAAAACUGUGACGGGUGUGCACAUUGCUAACUGGUUCGCUCAACGAAACCAAAGGUUGACUUACAAGGUUUUGGAAAAAGGCAAACGAAAGAAAGAGGACGAAACAGCGUACAGAGCACCACCCCAACUCAUUUACUGUGGACCAUCCAACAAGGCCGUGGACGUCGUUACCGGUCAGUUCUAUGAAUGAUUUGCACUAGAAAUACGCGUUAUGCAGAAGCUCAGAUAAAAGGCUUCCAUUUGGAGAAUAACGGAGGCUUACUUGAGUAGAAUUAUUCAGCACUGCUUUCCCUUCCUGUUCUCAUUUUUUUACGUAGGACGCAGUGAGCAUAAAUUCCUCGAAAACAUUUACUAAAACGUGUUUUCUUUUUUUCAGAGUAUCUUAUGAAAAUCCCUAGUUUGAAAAUCCUGAGAGUUUACAGUGAUCAAAUUGAGCAGAAGGAAUUCCCAAUUCCUAACAAACUGAAACCAGCCAGAAUCACAAGAAGUGAGGAUGAACUUAAAAUGUCCAGCGAAAAGAUAAGGUCCGUGUCUCUUCAUCACUUGAUUCGAAGUGACGUUUGCCCAUGUGCAGAGGAGCUGCGGACAUUUGAAGAAGGUUUUGCUGAGAAUAAAGCAAGGGGCGAACCUAUCAGUGAAGAUGAUGUUGCUAAGUAUUGCAAAGUAGGUUAAACGAGUCUUCAUUGCAUGAAGAAUAUGAAUUAUUCUAGUCAAAGUAUAAUUUUAGCAUUUUCUGCAUUACUAACAACGCUGUGGACUUUAAGGGAAAGAGAGAAAGAGUCAAGUCUAAAAGCAAGAUCUACAAGUUACAUUGUACAUUUCCUUUUUUUCCCUUAUAGCUUAUCGGACAUGCAGAACGGUGGGCGCUGGAGGAAUCUGGUGUCCAGAUAAUCUUGUGCACAUGCGCAACUGCUGGUAGUCCCAGGAUAGCCAACUCCUGUGACAAUAUCCAGCAGUGUAUCGUGGAUGAAUGCGGCAUGUGCUUAGAGCCUGAAUCACUCGUGCCAAUCACAAGCUCAGGAGCGAGACAAGUUGUUCUGAUUGGUGAUCACAAACAGCUGCAGCCUGUCAUUCAGGAUCAAGUGGCCAAGGCGCUUGGUUUGAGUGUUUCCAUGUUUGAGAGGCACUCCAAACGAGCUAGGAUGCUCCAGCUGCAGUACAGAAUGGUAAGUUGAGUCGAGUACCCAUGAUUUCAGUUUUAAAUCUUAUAUCGACUCAAGAUCUGAAAUUUUUAUGAGGAAACCAUAGGACUUUUUUCUGGUGUUUUCAUGAGGAACCAAAGGGUUGACCUCAGGCAGCAAUCAAAGUUUAAGUGAAGAACAUUUUUAAGGGUAUUGAACAGCUUCUGUGCGAUUUGUGAGGGAAAUGUAGUUUUAGAUGAUAAUUUAAUACCUUGUUCUUUUUUUUUGCACUACAAUUCAUGUCUCAUUUGAUUGUACCUUAUAAGAGGCGCUGGGGCGAUGGGUUGAGCAAAUUUAUUAUAACCGACACAAGAAUGGGGAUCGGCUAAGUCUUGUUUGUAGAACACGGGAGUUUGCAGGUUUGACAUAUCACUUACUGGAUUAUAAUUCAUAGCUUAAUUUUAAAGUACCUGAAGAGAAAGGAAUGCUUUUAAAAUUUCCACAUUGCCGACAAACAGCGCUGCACCUAACUAGAUGAAAUUUCCUCCGUCAGUAAUUGAUAUUUGAAGUGACAUCAAUAUUUAAAGAAACCUAUUUCUUUAUAUAAAUCACCUGAAAAAACACUAAUCUAUUACUAUUUCCUCGGAUUAGCACAAAGGAAUAUGCGAAUUCCCUUCAAAGGAAUUCUACGAUGAUAAACUCCAGACUGCUGAAGUAGUCAACUCGCGUCCUCCUAGCCCAGUAUCCUUUUGGCCUGCUCAGGUUCGUCGGAGAAGAGAUCUUCCCAUUGUCUUCUGUCACGUGGAAGGUCAGGAGGAGUCUUCUGUGAUAACCACAUCAGAAAGUAAUCAGGAAUCCAAGAGGAACAUGAAAGAAGUUAGGAAGGUGGUAAGUACGGAAUCUUUACGCGCUCACGCGCGCGAUACAGUUCAACGCUUGUCUAAGUUCGUAUCAAGGAGGACAAACCUGGAAAAUUCAUGUCAGUUAUUUUCAGCUCAAAGGUCUGAGACAGUUCCACAUUGACGAGUUCUCCUUAGAGAGGCAAUGAGGAGAUCUGAAAACUUUAUGCAGCAUUUUAGAAAGUAAAAGAUCCAAAUUUUCCCUGCAUAGACCAUUUAACUCUACCCUUUUGGGCACGAAUCUCUUUAAGAUGAUUCGGUGGUUUUGCACUGCGCUUCUCUUCCUGCACAUAACGAGUUAGCCGUCGUGUAAAAGGGGAAGUGGAGACCUUAUUAAAAUUAUGAUAGUCGAAGAGAACCAUUUUUGGAAUUUUCGAUUGCGGCUGCCUCUGGGCUAGAUGAGACUCAAAGUGUUAAGAAUGUGCAUAAGGUAAGCGGUAAGCGUUUUGCCUAGUUCGACUUCCUCAUCGAGAGCUUAGAUAGUGGACGUUUAGCUUGUAAUUAUGCAGAUUCAAUUUCCUGCUUCAUUCAUUAUCAAACAGAAGGUAAAAGGCCAUGACAUCAUCGGCUUCAAUAUAUUCCUGUCCUUCUUAAUUAGAUUCCUGCCCCCAAAAAGGUUAAAUUCUUACUAUACUACUCUGCUCAGAUACACCUCUUAUCAGUUCUGGUGUAGGUACAGUUUUUUUUCUUUACAUAAUGGUAAAAUUAAAAGAAGCCUGCAGGCCCACCAACAGUGAAGCCCUUUUAGCCUUGAAGGCUGAACUGAAGCACGGGCUGUGCUCCUGAGGUGAACAAAUUUGCUUGAGCCUUAGUAAAUUCUUUUAACCCUAUAUACCAAUUUUUAGAAUCAGUCUGGCCUAUAGUACCCGCAAAUCGGAUGUGAGCCCCAAAUGACGUUAACUGACGACAGCUUCGAAGACAACAUUUAACAUAUAUAAUACAAAAAGCAGCUAAAGCUUACGAGAGGUAGUUUUCCAAACAUAAAAUACAUUCAUGUUAUAUAGCUUCUUUAUUCCACACCUGAAGGGACUGAUUUCACAACAGCAAAAGGAAUGUUCAGCCCAGUUUGUCCGCUUGUUUCUCGUCUAGGUGCAAGUUGCAAAAUACCUUGUCAAUCGUGAAUCAGUGCCCAAGUCAGAUGUGGUCAUAUUGUCGCCUUACAGAGAGCAGCGAAGUAAAAUCAGCGAGUUAUUAAGAGGGGCGUACGACGACAUCCACGUCACAACUAUCACGAAAAGUCAAGGUACGACAUCGACCAGAAAGAUUGAUAAAUAGCGCGGAAUUCCAUUUGCCUUGUUUCUAUACCUACGAUACUUUAACAGGUGAUCGUAUACCCUCUUUACCUAAAACGCUCUGAAAGCUAAAUACCAUUUACAUGUCUGGCAUAAUUGCGAUCGAAGCGAGUUAUCCAACUUAAAUUAUCAUUGACUUAUCAGUUCAAAAUAUUGGCAAGCGUAUUAGUAAUAAAAAAACAUAUUUAGUGGUUUUCCUAAAACAAUAAUUAUUGAGUUAAUUUCGUAAUUAAAUUUCAGGAAGUGAAUGGGAUUACGUCAUCAUGUCUUUGGUUCGUUCCCUAAAGAAAGAAGAAAUCGACCCAGAGCCCUCCCUCAGCUGGCUCGGUGAACACCUGGGAUUCUUAAGAGACGAACAUCAAAUGAACGUGGGACUCACACGAGCACGCAGAGGGCUUUGUAUUAUCGGUGAGAAAAACCACGUUGUUGCUUUUUUUUUGCCAGUGAACAAUAUUAAUUGGCAGUAUUCUCACUUGACAAAAAAACACAAACAGCCAUUUUGCGCCGCUGAUUGUUUUUGUUUUGUUUUUAACACAAAGCGCACCAAUCAAUAUAACGUGCAAAAGUGAUGAGGGGUUAGCCAAAGGGCGUGAUUUUUAUCAAACUACAGUUACUGAUUCGGGAGAUUUAGUGUCCGAGUGGUCUCAUUGUUUUAUUGUUGGCUUAUCUAGAUGGGUGUUCUGCCAGUUUAAUAUUCUUGUUCUAAACAAACGUUUUUUCUCCCUUAGGAAACAAAAAUCUUCUUGGGAUGGACGAAAUGUGGAGCAAGUUGAUAGAACACUAUGA